Anneissia japonica is the source of this 3099-nucleotide messenger RNA. Its product is annotated as constitutive coactivator of peroxisome proliferator-activated receptor gamma-like. Bases 238 to 2892 code for a protein of 884 amino acids. The transcript has 6 exons. Lineage: Eukaryota; Metazoa; Echinodermata; Crinoidea; Comatulida; Comatulidae. Gene Ontology annotation, cellular component: nucleus. Gene Ontology annotation, molecular function: nuclease activity. The record is from RefSeq and is a predicted model, not a curated record.
CUGGUGUGUUGUCUGAUGAGAGAAGAAUCGCAUCACCGAGUGUUUUUGAUGAUUAGGCCUAGGCAUUUGUUGCUCAAACAUUAAGCUAAAUUGAAAAUGCAUUUCAUCGUUUACAAUCAGAUGGAUUCUAGAGUGGUUUCAACCAAAUGUGCUGGCUAUGGAAAUGGAAAUGGAUCGCUAUAGAAACCAACAGGAAAGUUCUGCUAUAUAUGAAGAUUUGAAACAGUAACCAAUAACAUGGGUGUGAAGGGACUAGGAAGGUAUAUUGAUGAGCACUGCCCUGAAGCAUGUCUAAAAGUCAACCUAAGGUUUAUGGCAGGAGAUUACAGAAGGAAAUAUCAGAAACCGCCUACUCUUGUAAUUGAUGGUUGUGGCUUGCUUAGGAAACUCUAUCCUCCUCAUUGGGAUUGGGUAUAUGGGGGUCAAUGGGUAGAAUUUGCUAGUAAUGCAAAGAAACUAGUUGAAAAGUUGGAGGGUGCAGGCAUAAACCCUGUAUUUAUAUUUGAUGGAGUUGUGGAGAAAAGGAAGCGAGGGACUUGGAUCAAACGGAGACAGAAUGACCGUAGGCUUGUUGCAAAAAUAUAUAGGUUCAUCAAGGAGAAGGGUAGGCACCCUGAUAGCCAUAUGUACUUUCUUCCAACGGGAUUAAUGGGAUUUUGUAGACAAGCACUAAAAGCAGCUGGGGCUACUGUAAUGAAGUCUACAGUGGAAGCCGAUAAAGAAAUUUAUCAGUAUUAUUUAGAAAACAGUUGCUUUGGCGUGUUGGGUCAGGAUUCUGAUUUCCUUAUUUACGACAUCCAGCAUUACUUUUGUCUGCAAGAUUUGGAUAUUAGAACUUUAAAUGUCAAAUUGUAUGAUAAAGAAAUAAUUCGUCAGCAUUUAAGGCUUGAAACAUAUCAAUUCCCUUUGCUUGCUUGUUUAUUGGGGAAUGACUUUCUGGAGCCGGAUCAGCUGAAUAAAUUUUAUUGUCAUCUUUUCAAUUUGCCACCUCAUAAAAAGCCUCCACCAAUGAAAGAAAGGGUUAAGAAAGUUGCAGACUUCAUCCACGAUCUUGGAAUACAAGAACUGAAUGAGGAAAAUUUGAGGCAUUUGGAGUGUGAUCUACUAGGAUCUAACCAAGAUCUAUUUACUUUGGUGGUUCAAGAUUAUACAUUGAAAAGUUUUACCAAAGCUGUAAAAUCAGAGGGCUUCCAAAAUGAUGUAUCUUUGCAGCCAAAGACUGGAAUGAAUCCUUUCCUCAGGGAUGAUCAACUAGAAAGAACACUGAAAAUCAGUGUUAAUCCUGAGGUGUACCAGAAAAUAUGCGAUACUCAAAUAACAUCACAAUCUGGUGAUAUCCGCAAAUUAAUACUAUUUGCAGAAUUAGAUCAAUCUACAUCAUUAGAAGAUGAUGAGGACAUCAGCAUGCCUUCCUCUGGACUUCUGUUCCGUCCAAUCAGAAGGAGAGUCUAUGGCAUUGUUCUCAACCAGAAACAAGAUAUUGGGUCAAAAAAGGAGGAUAAUCUCAGCUCACAUAAUAGUACAUUAUCACUAGAACCUGCUGAAGUGGGAAAUAAUGAGAGUGGAUCAUAUGUGGUUGGUGUGAAUGCUAUUGCAGAGUGGGUUGUCUAUUCUGGGUUCACUUUUAGUAAAGAAGAUAUCGUGCCAAUGGUGAGACCCUGUGACUCAUUGACACUGGAUGAUUUAUGGCUUUCUAAUGGAGAUGUGGCAGAAGAGACACGUCUGAAAGCAUUUUUGUUUUGUGUACAUUGUGACAUCCAUUUGGAGUCUGUGUUCUCGAUUCCUGAGCAGUACAUUGUGCUCUGCCUAUUGCUACACUACAUGAUUAAGAUGGACUCCAUGUGGCAGAUCAGCGAGCGUGAUGUUGAUGCCUUCAUUGCACAGACUGUCUGCCUCAGAACUCAUGAUGAACACAGCUUAAGAAAUCUGAAGGUGCCAAGUGUUAAAGCAAGAGCAGUACAUUUAGCGACGUUAUUCAUGAGGGGUAUAUCAACACUCAAGUUGGCCAACUCCACUUGCAAUGCUCCUAUUAAAAAGGAUGCUUUCCAUCCUUGGAGAUUCUUUGAUGGGAAACUUUUUCAUAAAAUGUAUCUCAUGGCUGAUGAAGGAGCACCACUUAAUGUCCUGUGUAACAGAGAGGUAGAACACAUGGAGUUGUUUGAGAGGUUGAAAUCUUUUAUUGUGCAAGGAACUUGUAUGGAACGCACACCUGGUCAAAAUCAAGUGACCCCUGAAUUAGUUCCAGAUGCAGCAGGACCUCUUUAUGCAACAGGCACAAAUGAUUCUUGGUUAGAGGAGGAUUGUAUAUGGAAUAGCGAGCAACCAAGGCGUGUUCCGAGAAGAGUACAUGACUGGGUUAUGGAUGAAUGUAAUGAUUCAUCAGGAUGCCAGGAUGAGCGUAGAGAAAUGACAAGCUGGAAUGAUAAGCCAACUAAAGCAACUGGCUACCGCUUCCAAGAACCAAAACAAAUUGCGCAACAUUCAUUUCAAUCAAGAAAUAACUCCAGUUAUCAGAAUAGACAACAUAUUUCGUCACGAAAUGACUCCAUGUGGGGAUCAAGUUUUGGCAUGUGGAGAUCAUCUGACAGUGCAAGUAGUAGGGAAAACCGUCAUUCAUUUACGAGGCAUGGCCAUCAGAAUCGUCCAAGGGAUCAAAGGAUUGAUUCUGGCACGGCUGUAUGGGGUAAUCCUGACACCGAUACAUGGCACCGCACUACUGCGUCUGAUUGGCAGAAUUCAGCAAAUAGAACUCCUUCAUCUUGGGGAUCAGCUGAUUCUUCACAAGACUGGAGAUCAUCCUCCAGUAGUUCAAAUAAUUGGCAAAGGAAUUGGGGUAGAGGGGGUGAAAGUGGGCGAAAGCCAGUCGGCAAGGGGAAAAAACAAGGCAGAUAAAAUCAACAUGUUUAUAUAUACCAUCAUUAGGGCCAUGUAUAAUCUAAUCUAAUCUAGUAGCCUACCAAUGCACAUAAAGGCAUUGGUCUAUCAAUCAACAUGACCUACAGUAAUUAUUUUUCAACUAAUAUCCUUCAGUAAAGAAUAAAGUUUUAAAGAUAAUGUUUUUCCCAAACAAGUUUUGGAAGACGCUCAGCUUGGAAAGCU